This is a messenger RNA of Rotaria socialis, 822 nucleotides long. Lineage: Eukaryota; Metazoa; Rotifera; Eurotatoria; Philodinida; Philodinidae. The record is from the annotation of a GenBank genome assembly.
AUGACGACGACAAGCAAGCGACGUAAAAAACCCUUAAACAGAAAACAAUCCAGCGAUGCAAUUACUAAAGUCAACAUCAAUCAGCUAUAUGACUUAGUAGACGAUCAUAAUUUCAUUGCAACAAAUGAAAUAUGUUCUGGUGCUAUUGGUUUAUUUUCUGUUUUAUUCAAUAGAAAUAUUAUCGAUGCAUCUUUUUCCAAAUUAUAUCAACAGAGUUUACAAUGUGGAUGGGACUAUAUAUUCACACAAGAACGACAGAAAUUGAAACCUAACGAUAUUUCUGUCUUAAAAUCUUUUGUAUUAAAUCGAUUAUUAAAUGAAUAUAGCAAAGAUUCGAAUUUAUUCGUACAAAAAACAAAAGAUUUAUACGAUGAAAUUCAUUCGCGCAUGGCUAGAAACUUUCCACCAUGGACGCCCGAAGAUUUUUCUGAUGAAGUUGGUCGUUGGCAAGAUAUACAAUGUCGACGGCGUCUAUUCUAUUUCGAUCAUCAAGAACUUUCACCGUUAUGCGGUUUAUUGAUGCUACAAAAAGCUGCGACUAAUUGGUGUCAUUGUCUAAUCAAACAUUGUCAACAAAAUAGAAGCUUUUGGGAAACAGAAGGUCGUAAACGUUUUAGGGAUCAUUUUCAACGUUCAUUUAUUAUCGUUGCGCAACCGACCGGCCCUGAAAACAUACCUGUUACUCAAUAUAUCAAGACUGCAUCUGGUCAUACAGCACGAUUACAUGCACGCAUUAUAUGUUUAUUCGAUCCUGAUAUUCUCAAAGAUUAUCUAGAAUUAUCAACUAUAGGUAUUUAUAUAUAUAUAUAUGUCGUCGGAUAG